Molecule: messenger RNA, 917 nt
Organism: Trifolium pratense (red clover)
Lineage: Eukaryota; Viridiplantae; Streptophyta; Magnoliopsida; Fabales; Fabaceae
Product: zinc finger A20 and AN1 domain-containing stress-associated protein 3
Exons: 2
Coding region: 269-748 (159 amino acids)
Molecular function (GO): DNA binding; zinc ion binding
Source: RefSeq, a predicted model, not a curated record
ACAUACGAUUCACCUAGACACACUGUGCGUCCUUUAAAAAUCACAACCUAACGCUAAAUAAUUCACGCGGUUGCGCUCUGUUUGGUUACAAGAUUAUUAAAGAAAAACACGUUUCUCAAUUUUCUUCGCUUUUGCAAUUGGAUAUUCCUUUCUUUAACCUUUUCCUUCAAAUUCUCCUUUUAGUUUUCCAGAUUCUCUUAAUCGUUUUCUUCAUAACCUCUCCAAUUUCGGAGAUUCCAUAACAACAAUUCUCUGUAACGAAAAAAGAAUGGCGGAAGAACACAGAUGCCAAACACCGCAAUUAUGCGUCAACAAUUGCGGUUUCUUUGGAAGCGCCACCACGGAGAAUCUAUGUUCAAGAUGCUAUCGUGAUUUACAGCUUAAGGAACAACAAGCUUCAUCUGCAAAGCUUGUUCUCAAUCAAUCAAUCGUAGCGCCGCCGAAGAAUUCGCCGGCGGUGGCGGUGGUUGCUGAACUGUCUUCUUCGUCUUCGGAUCCUGUUGCGCUGCCUAGCGUUGUGGCGGUGGAGGAGAAGGCCGAGGAGAAACCGUUGAAACAGAAUCGGUGUAUGACGUGUAGGAAGCGCGUGGGGCUCACGGGGUUUAAGUGCAAGUGUGGGAUGAUGUUAUGUGGGACCCACCGUUAUCCUGAGCAGCAUGAUUGUGAGUUUGAUUUCAAAGGGUUGGGAAAAGAGCAGAUCAAGAAGGCGAAUCCUGUGGUGAAAGGGGAAAAGCUUGAGAAGAUUUGAGAAAGAUGGAAGGGUGUUCUCGUAUUUUCAUGUUUGUUUUCGUUGUUACUGAUUAUUGAACCGGGUUGAUUAUUCGGUUAUUAGCUUAGUUGGGUUGGUCUAUGGCUUGUUAUUAUUGCAGAAAAUUAUUAGUUUAUUACAUUUAAAUAUAUUUUAAGUGUUAUGUUUA